CUUGUCGGGUGGGUUCUAAAACUUCCAUGGGUCUGUACAACUAACUUAGGAGCGCAGCCUGAAGAAAAGUUGGGCCCUGCGCGUCAUCCAGAGCUAUGCAUUUUCAGGAGUGGUUACGGUCACUUCGCUCCAGUGUUGGACUCAAAGCGCCUGAAUCAGACGAUUUGAGGAGUCUCCUGCCGUCGCUGCCUCUGUCCAACUUCUCGCUGUCCUCCUUCUCCCUGUCGCCCUCCUCUCUGCUCGGCUUAGGAGCCCUAGCUUCUCUCACCGCCUACUAUCUGGUGACCCGUCCUCGACCCAUGCGUCCUCCUUGUGAUCUACAAGCCCAGUCUGUGGCAGUCAAUGGAGAACCGAGCUGCAGACGAUCGGCUCUCCUUGAGGAUGACUCUCUGCUGGAGUUUUACUACCAGGACACCAGGACAGCCUAUGAUAUGUUUCAGAGAGGCCUGAGGAUUGCAGGAAGUGGCCCGUGUCUAGGCUACAGGAAGCCCGGGCAGCCCUACCAGUGGAUCUCCUACACCGAGGUGGCUGAACAGGCACAGGUUCUGGGCUCUGGGCUGUUGGCUAAAGGCUGUCAGCCAAACCCCAAUCAGUUUGUGGGGAUUUUUGCACAGAACAGACCAGAGUGGAUCAUCUCAGAGCUGGCCUGCUACACCUACUCCAUGGCUGUAGUUCCUCUGUAUGAAACACUGGGGCUGGAGGCGAUGGUCCAUAUACUCAACCUGGCUGAAAUCUCUCUGGUGAUCUGUGACCGGGAGGAGAAGGCGGCGUCUCUUUUAGAGAACAAGGAGAAAGGCGUGACUCCAAAGCUCUCCUGCCUGGUUGUCUUUAACGAUUUCAGUGAUGCUUUCCUAGAGAGGGCGAAGAAUUGCGGGGUGGAGGUUUUGACACUGGCACAGCUCAUGGACCUGGGAAGACAGAACCGCAGAGAUCCUGUGCCGCCCCAGCCUCAGGAUCUGGCUGUGGUUUGCUUCACCAGUGGAACCACAGGAAAACCCAAGGGAGCCAUGAUCACCCACGGCAACAUCGCCUCCAACACUUCCUCUGUCAUUAAGAUCCUGGAGGGUUCGUUUGUUAUCCGACAAGAGGAUGUGUCGAUCUCUUAUCUGCCACUCGCCCAUAUGUUUGAGCGGAUGAUUCAGGUUUCUAUGUUCUGCCAUGGGGCCAGAGUAGGGUUCUACCAAGGCGACAUUUCUCUUCUCAUGGAUGACAUUAAAACUCUCAAACCUACUUUCUUUCCCGUCGUGCCUCGUUUACUCAAUCGCAUCUACGACAAGAUCCUUGGCUCCGUAACCUCUCCGUUGCGACGGGCUUUGCUUCAUUACGCUGUGAGGAGGAAGCAGGCAGAGCUGAGCAGCGGCGUCGUUCGUAACAACAGUCUAUGGGACAAACUGGUGUUCAACAGGAUCCAGGCCAAUUUAGGAGGUAAUCUCCGCUUUGCCCUGACUGCCUCAGCGCCCAUCUCCCCCACUGUGCUGUCCUUCCUCAGAGCCACGCUCGGCUGUCUGAUCUUCGAGGGUUAUGGCCAGACAGAGUGCACAGCGGGCUGCACCUUCUCCAUGCCAGGUGACUGGAGUGCAGGCCACGUUGGCGCUCCCUUACCCUGUGCUAUGGUAAAGGUGGUCGACAUCCCUGACAUGAACUAUUACGCCAAGAACGGAGAGGGAGAGAUCUGCAUCCAAGGCCCCAGUGUGUUCAGGGGCUACCUGAAGGACCCAGAGAGGACGGCUGAGGCUUUGGACAGUGACGGGUGGCUGCACAGUGGGGACGUGGGCCAGUGGCUUCCAAACGGGACACUACGCAUCAUUGACAGGAAGAAGCACAUCUUUAAGUUGUCCCAGGGAGAAUACAUCGCUCCGGAGAAAAUAGAAAACGUCUACAUGCGCUGUGUUCCUGUACUGCAGGUGUUUGUGCAUGGAGAUAGUUUACAGUCAUAUCUUAUAGGCAUAGUCGUGCCUGACCCUGAGGUGUUUGUUGACUGGGCUAAAGAACGAGGAUUUGUGGGAUCUUAUGAGGAGCUGUGCCAGAACCCUGAUUUAAAGAUUGCAGUGUUAGAAGACAUGAAAUCUGUUGGCAAAGAAGCAGGGCUAAAGUCCUUUGAGCAAGUGAAAGAUAUUUACUUGCAUUCUGAGACGUUCAGCAUUGCCAAUGGUCUUCUCACGCCAACCCUGAAAAGUAGACGUGCUGAUAUCCGCAGAGUUUUUCAGGAACAGAUCUCAAAUAUGUACCGUAAGACGGCCAUUUAAAGGACUCCACUCCAGGGUUAUAACUGAGGUCCAAUGAGGGAAAAAACAAAUAAGACCUGGGUGAAGAAAGUUCAAAAAUACAUACGUCCAACUGUGCCUAAUCCAAAACAUACAAUUGGAUAUAUUUUGGUAUAUUGGUAUUUUGCUUCAAAGACGUUUUAGUUGACCUGUUGUUAUCCACACGUUUUAAUGCUUCUCAUUAAAAAAAGGAGACACUGAAUGGGACCAAAACCCUGUUUAGGAAGGCAGAGUUUUUGUUUUUUUUUCUCAUCACACUGAUGUCUUUGUCACUAAUUCAGAAAUGUGGUGAGUUGUUUUUACUGGUGAACAGGUUGUUGUGUUAGAGGUAAGACUCACCUAAGAUAGGAAACACAACUUUCUUUCUGAAGCAAAGACCUUUAAAAGGGACACAUGACAGUUGUUUCUCAUAGUAUUUGCAUUAACUCUAGGUAUUUUACUGAUGGUGGGUCCUUACGUUGCCUUAACUAUUCAGAAAUGUCCUUGUUUUUAGCUCGGUGGUCAUGAUUUUUCCUAAUGGCUUCUAAAUGUUUUCAUGAACCAACGUGGAAAUAAUCCUUCAGCUGAAGUUAAAGUUUUUUAAACGACGUGAAAAAUAGCUAUAUUGUGAAUACAGCUUGUAUUGAGGUUUAUUGUGAGGACACUACAGACUAACUCCAGUAUCGAUGAAAUGAACAGAAAUAAAGAUUAGUAACUGGUA
Messenger RNA from Sphaeramia orbicularis (orbiculate cardinalfish), 2964 nucleotides. It is a transcript of the gene acsl2, whose product is annotated as acyl-CoA synthetase long chain family member 2. Gene Ontology annotation, molecular function: long-chain fatty acid-CoA ligase activity. Gene Ontology annotation, biological process: long-chain fatty acid metabolic process. Gene Ontology annotation, cellular component: membrane; endoplasmic reticulum. Bases 96 to 2246 code for a protein of 716 amino acids. The record is from RefSeq and is a predicted model, not a curated record. The transcript has 20 exons. Lineage: Eukaryota; Metazoa; Chordata; Actinopteri; Kurtiformes; Apogonidae.